This is a messenger RNA of Thamnophis sirtalis, 3293 nucleotides long. The record is from RefSeq and is a predicted model, not a curated record. Lineage: Eukaryota; Metazoa; Chordata; Lepidosauria; Squamata; Natricidae.
AGGAUAGGAAGGCUGGGAGGGAAACUCACAAUCUUCACAAUGCCACCAUGCAGGAUGAGGAUUCCUUUAUCCCAUACGGAGCAGAAGAUCUUGAGCAGUGUGCAUUUGUUGCAGAUUCUUUUUGUGAUCAACUUUUGCCACGGACCACACAGAUUUUAUUGGAAUAUAACUCUGGAAAAUGGGUGCCACGACUUCGUGAACCACGAGAUUUAUAUGGCCUUUCUUCUGCAGGAGAUCUGCACUUAGUACGCUGGCCACAUCAGUAUGAAGUUAUCAGAGAAAAAAUUAAGCAUAUUGAAUGGAUUCCAUCUCAUCCGGAGCCUCUCUAUAAUCCCACAGGUUUAGAGAUCGAGCCUCCAUGUCCAGAUCCAGGGGAAGGUGCUGUCGUGUAUUUAUCAGAUGAAGCCAAUAAGGACCCCAACUUUAGAUAUUCUCGAAUAGGGGGAAGUUUCCCUUCAAAGCAAGUGCUUCCUCAAACAUGGAAUGACUGGGAUAAUACUUUGAUCUUUGAAGCACGAUUUGAAAGUGGAAAUCUGCAAAAAGUGGUCAAAAUUAAUGAUUUUGAAUACCAGUUGACACUGCGUACUGAUCUCUACACAAAUAAGCACACCCAAUGGUACUACUUCCAGGUUACCAACACCCAAGCAGGAAUGCCUUACCGAUUCACCAUUGUCAACUUCACCAAGCCAACAAGCUUGUACAAUCGUGGCAUGCGCCCAUUAUUAUAUUCAGAAGCAGAAGCAAAGAUCCACAAGGUGGGGUGGCAAAGGACAGGAGAUCAAAUCAAGUACUAUAAAAACAAUUUCAGCAAUGAUGGGCACCAAUAUUUUUCCUUGACAUGGACUUUCCAGUUUCCACAUGACAGGGAUACUUGCUAUUUUGCCCACUGCUAUCCAUACACUUACAGCAACCUGCAAGACUACUUGUCAGCCAUCGCCAGAGACCCAAGGCGCUCAAAAUUCUGCAAAAUCCGUAUAUUAUGUCAUUCUCUGGCUAGGAAUAUAGUCUAUGUUUUAACUAUUACCAAUCCCUUGAAAGAUUUUAAUAGGGAAAAAUGCAAGUCAGCAGUCAUUUUGACAGCAAGGGUGCAUCCUGGUGAAACAAACAGUUCAUGGAUGAUGAAGGGCUUUCUGGAUUACCUUCUGGGGGAUUCAGAUAAUGCGCAAUUGCUCCGAGACACUUUUAUUUUUAAAGUGGUACCGAUGUUGAAUCCAGAUGGUGUGAUUGUGGGCAAUUAUCGCUGCUCUUUAGCCGGCAAGGACUUGAAUCGCAAUUAUAGAUCAGAACUUAAAGAAUCUUUCCCUUCUAUUUGGUAUACCCGCAGCAUGAUCAAAAGAAUAAUGGAAGAACGAAAUGUUCUUCUAUACUGUGACCUUCAUGGUCAUAGCAGGAAAGAAAAUGUCUUCAUGUAUGGCUGUGAAAAAAAAGAACAAGAUGAAAGGGCAUGCGUACUCCAGCGCAUUUUUCCUUUCCUCAUGAGCAAAAAUUGUCCAGAUAAAUUCUCAUUCCAAGAUUGCAAUUUUAAAAUGCAGAAAGGCAAAGAAGGAACAGGUCGAGUAGUUGUGUGGAAAAUGGGCGUCAACAACAGCUAUACCUUGGAAGUAACCUUCUGUGGCUCUAAACUGGGAAAUAGAAAUGCUACCCACUUCAGUGCUAAAGAUUUGGAGUCCAUUGGAUACAAUUUCUGUGAUUCAUUAUUGGCAUUUUGUACUGAAAAGAAGAGCAAGUACAAUGAAUGCCUGAAAGAAUUGGAGGAACUAGUAAAACAGGAUGAUCCAGCUGCCUCUCUCAAUGAUAUAGGAGACAGAGGAGAUUCUAGUUCAGACAGUUCGGACUCUAAUGAGUUUACUGAUAAAACAGAAGGCCAGACAAAAUCAAAGAAAAAAUAUUUGAAAGUAAAGAAGGAAAGAAGCUUUGUUUUGGAAUCCUCAGGAAGAAGAUAUUCUAAACAUUUACAUGAACCAGUGAAUGAAUCCAAAAAACCAGAAGACCUUUCUCACAGAGUUUCCAAGACUCAAGAACAAAUAAUUAAAAAUGCCCAGGUUUUUCAAAAAUUAAAACUGAUGGAAUUACAAAACAUUGAAAGAGAAAAAUAUGAAAUUACCAAGAAUGUAGAGAGUUUUUCUAGAACAACAAAUGCAAAAAAGAUGCUAUACCGAAUGUGCCAAGUAAAUAUACUCUUCAGUAUCUGAGUCAUUAUUUCCCUGAGCAAGGAUUAAAUUUGGGAUGGGACCUAACCCACCCUUUUAAGCACGUUGUUUCCCAGAGACUUUUUCUACCUCCCACUGCCCAUAACCAAAUGUGCAAUACACCAAGGAAAAAUAGUGCACUUCUGGGUUGCCGAUUUCCUAGAGUGGAAAAUGUGAAGAAGGAAGUAAGCGUCCAUCAAAAAACAUCACUCAUACAAAUGGACAGUCACCCAAGCUCUUUAUAUCUGUCUCAGCCAGAAGAAGAAAAUCACUCUGAAGGGGGCUGUGUCACGCUACAGUUGGAAGAAAAAGAACUACAAAAUAUUGCCCUAGCUCAAGAAAUCCAUUUAAAUGCUCCAUAUAACAAACCUGUAGUCUGGAGAUUAGAAAAGUAUCAAACUGGAAAGACCAAUAGUUGCAGAGAGAAGACAUCUCCAGGAAUCAAAGGUUUCCUCGAGGCACAAAAAAGUAUUUUACCUGGAAGCAAAGAGAAAGUAAAGGAAUUGUCACCAGCAAGGAAUGCUAAAACUAACAAAAUUGGUGGAGGGAACUGUGAAGGUGGUCUUAAACUGAACAGGUCUUCCAUUAAUCAAGAUUUACUGCUCUCCCUUCCUUUGAUGUCUGAGGAAAAGUACAGUCAACCCACUGAAAAAUAUUUGAGGAGUGAACGACAUCUAAAAUCCUUGGGCCGACACCGACCACGCCUGGCUACUUUACUGACUACAAAAGGGUCCAACAAAACAAUUUUAGUGAAACAUUCUGAAGAGGAUGAAACAUCCAGCCCUCUACUACAAAGCAGGCCAAAAAUGCCACCAAGAAACCUGCUUUGCCAGAGUGAAAACAAAUUUUUUCCUAAGAGAUGUAAAAGUGACAGACCUUCAGUGCAAGAUCUUCCAAACACAACUGAGAGGAUUUCUUUUCAUGCGUAACACGAGAUGCCAUUUCUUUUGUACUGUUUCAGACGACCCAGCAGUGAUAUCAUCUGAGCAUACUGCUUUACCUCUUUAGACAUCAUAUUGGGAAGAUGUUGCAUGCAGAGCAGUUGCACUUUCAUAAGAUUGAAAUAUUGAAUACAAACUAGCUGUCAUCUGGGAGGAAGGUGGC